ACGCACUUUUUUCUCAAUUCCGUUGUAAAUAAACGAACGGCAGAGGCGAUGAUGAUAGUGAAAUUGCUACCAAAAUAUAAAAUCAAUACGGGAAUCUAUUACUCCAGUGUGUAUUAAGGUAAUUUUGCUUCAACUUUAUCUCACAAUUGAUAGUCAGCAUGAAUUGAUACAGCAACUAUUUGCAACGCCGCAGCCUUAAAAGCAAUUGAAUGACAAAGCAUUGAAAGAUUAGCUGCCUGUGUCGAAGCUAAUGCUAACUGCUGACAUUAACAGUUACCGAGUCAGCUCAGCUCUGUAAAUGCAGGUACCGCCGAUAUUAUGAGAAAGAAACCCCAAGAUACUACAGUUGUUACUGCAUUUUCUUCUUUUUAUAUUCCGGAAAUGUUUUUUAAUCACGCCUGAUGUUAACGCAGUCAUUUUCAUUUCUUGAGAAAUCGAGAGAGGAUGUAACGUUUCGCUGAUACAAUCAAUCAACUGUAUCAACGGUCGCCGUUAAUAUGCUGCAUUAUGAGUGUAUCCGUGCUAAAACAUGUUAUAACGAACUUCUCCUUCUUUAUUUCUUGCAGGCUAUCGUGGCCACGUUGAUGUCAUUCCCACCCUCCAGUUUGCGUCCUGCUGGAGUCAGACUGUGUCGUGUCACACAGGUAGCUUGUGGCCAAUGCCACAGGCUCGACCUGCCGAGGGAAGUGGACUAUCAACAUCGAAAAGAGUUGGCUCUAACAGACCUCUCUAGUCCUGUCGUGGCUGUAGGACCGCAAAGGGGGUGCCUGGGUUUUUACAUCAGUGAAAGUAGUGAUGUCGGAUUUAAAUAAAGAGGUGGUUGAUUUGGUCUGGGGGAGACCCUCCAGUGGUGGAGUGUCUGCCUCCAUCUUCCGUAGAUGGACCCAAGGUAUGAUUCAUUGUCUCAGUAUGAUUGAUAAAGCCUAAGCUGGUUCAUUUCUACCCAAGUCUUUUGUUGGGACUUUCUCUCUUGAAGGGGGUCAGGCAGACACUUAAAUAUCUUAGUGUUAAACAUGUGGUUAGUUUUAAUACUUAACUAAUAUUGUUCACUUUGGAGGUUAACCUGUAUUUGCUUUGUGGCCUAAAAAACACCAUGAGUGGUUUAAUGGUUUUCAAAUUUGUGCAGAAUGAAAGAAUAAAAUAAAAAAAAGGUUUUAAAUAUAAAAAAAAUCAAUGUUGCUCAGUUUACAAAACAUGUUUUUGUCUUGUACUGCAGGGUUUGUUUUCAGUGAGAAUGAGCACACAGCACUGGAGCAGUUUGAAGGAGGACCAUGUGCUGUCAUUGCACCUGUCCAGGUAUGGUGUAGUUUAACUCUGCUGCUCUGUCAAUAGGCUCAAGUCUCCUCGUCCACUGUUUUCCCCAAACACUCACCUUAUGUUUUUGUUCUUCGAUGCAUAAUGUUGAAGGUCUUUUGGUAAAAAGGUUUUGUAGUAAAAAUGAAACAUUGUUAUAGUUACAGUUGAAUUAUGUGAAGAUAUAUGUUCUGUUCGACCAACUUUAACACCUGACAAGCCUACUUGAAAUGCCCUUCAGCAUACUUUUGUGGAUUGUUGAUUACACUUUAAUGUAAUCAAGAGUGUUGAUCGUACAUUAAAAACUAAGUUUAAAUGAAGUCUUGACAGUGUGCAGACAGACCUCUGAAAAACCAUUCUCUUUUGAUGUCAUUGUUUUUGUGACUUUGGAGACUGAGUUUGUGUUUCUUUGCAGGCUUUCCUCUUGAAAAACAUCCUCUUCAACAGAGAAAGUCCAAACUGGAGACAGAUGUCAGGUAAUUUUUUUUAGAAAGAUGUGAAAUUAUAUUUGUGAACAUUUAGUAAAGUUAAUUUGCCUGCAAAGUCUGAUAUGAAUAAGUUUCAAAUAUUUUUCUUUGUCAGAAGAGGAGCAGAGAACAGCAUUGUGUACCACCCUGAGUGAAAUCCUAGAGUCUGCCUGUUCCAGUCCUGCCACUGAGUUCUGUCUGGUGACUUGGGCCAAGGGACAGACCCCACAAACUAGCACACACACUAACACACCAACACAGUCACAGUCGCAAACACAGGAUCUGCCAGAACCUGAGAGCAGCCAGCCGCCACAGGAGCAGCAACCAAGUAAGUACUACUUCCAACAUAUUCAUGUGUGAAAUACGCUGUCAGAAUAGUGGUACACAAACAAAUAAAUACUAAUUAAUUCAGCCAACUCUCAAAUUGAAAAAAAUAACCAUCAAUUUCAAUGAUGAAAUGUGUUUUAGAACAGAGUUCUUACUGCAUGCAUCCCAUUGUGAUCUAACAGUUUGUGUGUAUUUCUUCUGCCUAGCUGCUUUGGCUACAGAGGAUCUUGGCUUUGAGCAGUUUCAUAGUGUUCUGCAGUAAGUGACACUUAAUAUUCUCACCACAGCUAACAUUGGGCAUCUUGAUAUUCAUAACUGCCUUUUCCCAAAAGCAGAUCAUCUUGACAUUAAAUAACACUGUGGGUUUCUGGAGGGUAUAAUACUUGUUUUAUGACUGCUGUUAUAGGAUAGAGAACUACAUAUUUCUUGGAAGAUAAUAUCAGUGGAGGGCAUAUGAGGGGCUGCAUUCGAUUCAUCUAGUCUGCAAGAAUUGAAUUAGCUGUAUGGCUAUCCCUAACAGUUGCCGACUCAGCCCUUCCACUGAUUGCCUAAUAAAAAAAAACUACCUCUCGCUACCUUUCUUGAACAGAUACUCUCUGUCUGUCACACAUGCACAGACUUAAUGAAUGCAACCUUACAUUUGCCAGAGGAACAUUGAAACCUCAUCACACAGCACACUGGCAGCUGAGACUGCAGUCAGCAAAAAAUGCAGCGUAGGCUCACAGGGAAUGCUAACUGAGGGUGACAGUUCAACCCAUAAGCCUCCAAGGUGAAAUCAAAGUUGGGCAUAGGCUCAUUCAUAGACCAGAUAUUUCUCAUUUUCAAAGUUAAUUUAUAGUCACUUUUUCAAUCUGGCGUAGGGAUUACAAUUAAUACUUAAGUCUCAUUGAUCCUAAAACCAAACAAGUUGCCUUAGGCUUAGAUUUUCCAGAAAAUCAAUCUUGUGUUUCCUCCUUUUUUGCAGCAAGCGCACUGUAACGUCAGUGUCUGGUCUAAGAGAGGAGGUGCUGUCUCUCUACCACACCUGGAGGGGGUGCUGUGGAGUCUUGCUUUUCCUCUACUCUGUCAUCCUCACCAAGGUAAAGAUCAGAAGUCAAACCAAAGCAGAAGACAGAAGGAUGAAAAACUUUCAAAAAGGUUGAUGUUGAUUUUACUGUGUUUGACUUUUAAAAGAACACAUCAGACCUUAGAAUACAUUUUUAUCUUGCAGCAAUGUUACUUUUUAUUGCUUUUAAGUCAUUUUUAUGUGUUGAAUCAAUGUCCAAACACAUAACUGUAAAGGAGACUUAUUUUCCCGGUUUUCUCUGUUGCUGCAGGGCAUAGAGAAUAUAAGAAACGAGAUCCAGGACACAAUGGAGCCCCUUAUUGACCCUGUGCAUGGCCAUGGAAGGUAUAAAAGCCCCCAAAUUUAUGCAUAUCCUCCAUCAUCAUCAUCAUUGAGGCUCAUGUUAAAGACCAUGACGUUCUCUAAGCCUUUUUUGUGUAGGGAAAAGAUCUACAUGUUUUAUGUUUUCUUCUGAUAUCUUUUUUUUAAUAUAUUUUUUACAGCCAGAGCUUGGUGAACCUCCUCGUGACGGGCCAUGCGGUCUCGAAUGUCUGGGAUGGAGACAGGGAGUGCUCUGGCAUGAGUAAGACUUCUGAGAAGUGACUGCUGACACAUUUAAAAACACCACAACCAAUUUAUGCACAUACUGCACAGUGUUAAACGCUCACAUUACUCUGUUUUGUUGCCCCAGAUUAAACCGUAUCCACCAGAGGGCAGUGAUUUUUGUAGUCCUCAAGAAUGCACGAAAAGGUCAAAAUGAUGCCAGUCUGCCAUGUUUGAACAGAUUCUGAUUUGGUGUUGUUCUUUUUUCCUCCUCUCUCUUACAGAACUGCAUGGUAUUCAUAAACAGGCAUCAGUUGGCUUCCUCACACUUAUGGAAUCACUCCGCUAUUGUAAGGUACAGACAAAAAGAGGUUCCACAAAACACUGAGGGAAAAUAUAAGAAGUUGUUUUUGGCACUUGUGCGGAGCAUUUUGUGACUUUUAUUCACUUGAUGAAAACCCACUGUGAAUUAUAGUGAACACACUCUGUAGUACGAGCGAAUGCUCCCAAAUAGGACUACAUAAGCAUCUCUUCAGUUGACUGGGACUUAGCUGUCAGGUGCUAAAAGUUGCUUGUGUUAAUUCAGUGUUUCUCACUUGAGCCCUCAACUUAACUCCUGUGAGUGCUCAACCUCUAUGAACCUUUUUUUAAAGCCUUUCUUCAUCUGUGAUAAGUAAACACAGAUGAACAUAUCGUCUCAUACAUUUGAGAGAGUCUGUUGUGUCUCUUGUGCCCAACUUGUGGUAAAAGUGAAUGGUAGUAGCAAAAGCUGUACCAUAGUUUGGUUCAAAAGAAGUUCAGGCCACUUUAUUUGACAGCCAUUACCAAAGCACAUAGCGUCGAAGCAGCUGACAGGCUGUCUGACGUCAUGCUGUCUUCGAUCUCACUUUCAUCCCAGUAAGUGUUGUGGUCACUGCAAGAAUGAUUGUAAUAUUUAAAGCCUGUUGCUGCCACGUGUCGAGUGAUGCAGUGAGAAAACACAGACACAUUUAUUCUACUGUUGCAAUGCAAGUCCUCUCAACUAAUAUCUCAACACAUCAGUUUUAAUGAGGCACCCCUUCUAAGAAAACAAAUAAACACAGUGCUUCUUGUAACACUAAGAUCCAGAAUAUAUCCAAUAUGUGAACAUAAACUACAGUGAAAGCUCCCGUGUGAAAAUAUGUGUUUGGACAAAACGGUCCCAACAGGCUGAGUGAAAACUCUCCUGCCUCUUGCUACACUUUUUUGGCACACAGAGACUUGAACAGAUGUAUUGAAACCAGUCAUAAAGUAGUUCACUAAUACAUGUAACUUUACAUUAUCUUCAAAAAAAGGGAUCAUAGUCAUUUAUUCAUUUCAACCAUGCAUAAGUUUACACAUGAGCUUUGCAAACACGCAAAGUAAGCAGUUUUAACAAGUGAGUAACAAGUAGGUAGUAGCCAGAGAAACUGGAGAGCUGUUAAGAAGACUUCAUGUCAAAUAAUGAAGCUCUGCUACAAUGUGCAGUAUCAACAUAGACUGUAUAACCUGUUUAUUUGUCAUAUAUGGCAGUAAAGUUCCAGCUCAUUAUAAAGCUGCACCUCAGAAAAACAAGCAGAUCAUCAGAGCGGAUUAUACUGAUAUUACACAGUUUUAUGACAUUACACAGACCUAUUUGAUGAGAAUCUAGAGAGGUAACAUAUUGCAUAUUGCUGAUAUAAUGUUACAUUAGAUCUCUGAUCAAAUAAAGAUGUUCUCCAUGAAAACAUAGACUUAGUUACUGAUUCAAAAGACUACAAAUAGACACUCAUUUGUUUCACAUUCCUCUGUGUGUGUGUGUGUGUGUGUGUGUGUGUGUGUGUGUGUGUGUGUGUGUGUGUGUGUGUGUGUGUGUGUGUGUGUGUGUGUGUGUGUGUGUGUGUGUGUGUGUGUGUUUCAGGUCGGGGCAUUCCUCAAGUCUCCAAAGUUCCCUAUUUGGAUCCUUGGCAGUGAAACUCACCUCUCUGUGUUUUUCACAAAGGCAAGUUCAACACACACAUCCAUAAGUGACCAAACACAUAUUUCACUCGCACAGUCGACGCACAUAGUGUGUAACAAAAGCCAGUCUCCUCUGCAGGUUCCAAAAAAACAAUAUAUGGAAUGUGCUUAACAGAUUUAAUAUAUCCCAGGUCAGAUAUCGGUGCACCACAAAAAGAAGGGCAGAAAAGAGGGGGAGGGAAAAAAUGAACACUGGAGAUGGUCAUAUAUGGUCUGGCCAGUGCUGUUUCUUGGCUUUUCACCUAUCCAGAAAAAGGGGGGAAGAAAAUCUGAGUACACACACAGACAGAAAUUCACAUAUAAACACUCAGGCAUGGUGUGUUUUCUUCUUCAUCUCAUACAAGCCAAAACAGAGUAUUUUUAGUUCUCAAACAUCUGCGUUUAAAUAUAAAAAUAUACAAAGUUUGUAAUGUUUGACCGUGUUCUAGAGCUGAAGCUGGACUCCAAUUAGAUCUGUCACUUACUUCCAACUUCUGUCUGCCUUUUCUGUCAGUUUCCAACAAUAUGGAUAACACAUUUUCCUCUUCUGGCACCUGUGCACGAGAGCAUGUUUUUGAUUGUACAAAGUUUACCCAGGAAUACAGGAAUCCUAGAAACAACACUUAUCAUCAGUUGGUUCGACAAAAUCAUAUUUCCUGUCACAGUUCUCUGUGUCUCCAGAAAAGCCUUGGAAAUUAGAGCUGAAGGUCUAAAACUGAUGUUUACAUUUGCAAAAAAUACAACAUGCUGUUAAUUGGAAAAAAAAGGAGAGAGAAGUUAUUCAUAAAAGAAAAUAUUGAAGCAAAUGAAACUUCCAAAAUGACAAGACCCCUGUCUGAAAGUCAUGACGAUUUAGUCAUCUCACAGCCUUAGUAAUCAUCCACACUGAGAGCUAUUAGGAAUUCUGGAUUUGCUCAAUUUCCAACAUCUGAUCAUUUUUAAUGUUUGUUUACAUCUUAGUAAUACUCCUAUUCACAUUCAUAUUGUAGUAAUAUCCGGGUCUUAAGCCUCUGAAUGAUUACUGCUGUUGUUGUCACAUUAUGAGGGCUUAUGUCUGACAAAUCUUUGACAUACUUUGCUUCUGAGUUCCACAUUAAAGGAGGGAGCUCAUUCAUAUGGGAAAAAUACGAGGAUUUCCAGGUUCCUGGAAAAGCCAAAUAAGUAAUCCUGUAGUUGUAACCUUAAGACUGAAGUAUGCAUGCCACUGAGUGUAGGAAGCAAAUCCUAAUCAAAGGUUGCCCUGCUGUCCUAACUUAGAGAGAAAGUGAAAGAUCACCGUAUCACUGUUCAUGUUCAAGCACAUUUAAUUACCUAAUUUUGAACAGGGCUGUUUAUCAUCUCUAACAGUCAACAUGUAACACUAUACAUUGCUGUAGCCUCUGCACUAAAGCUAGCAGGGUUGGUUGUGGCGAAUUGAUUCUCUCUGCUGUUGUGCAAAUGGCACCAGAGAGGAAGAAAAAAAUCCCAGGCAAUCAUCUCCAUCAUAACGCCACACCCUUCUGAUACCAUUGAUUAAAAGCUCAGUUACAUGAGUUAAGCUCAAGCCUGCUAGACUAGUGGAUCAUAUGUUGGCUCAGUGAUGACCUGGAGUCGUCAUGCAUGUGCUGAUGACUUACCGAUUGCUACAACUCCCCUGGCACAAGUGACAUGUUCACAUAUACACGCACACACACAUUCCAAAGCAGAGGGGGAACCUAAUCCUGAUUAGCAUUAGUGUUGUGUGUGUAUGUAUGUGCUGCUUCAGGUGGAUUGCUUCCUGUCGGGAAUGUGAUUCCAGAGUUCCCAUCUGGAUCCAUUUGCCCCGCUGAAGACUGUGAACACAUUUGAACACUCGAACAGUGCGCUUGCAUGCAUAUGUUCUGACGUACAGGCUGACACUGUGCCAUGCUGGCUCCAAAGCUUUGAGCCUAAGCUAAAGGGCAGGCUUGGGGCAAUAUUGGUGCUCUGCUGGUAGAGCUCUCUGUGUUACAGUCUUUCAAAGGAAAUCUAUGUUUAGAGUUGAUUUGAAGCACACUGAGAAUUCCCAGGGUUUGUGAUACAGAAAUACACACUACCUGGUUUGGUGGCUUUUAGCUCUAAUACAUGGAGCCAUCCCCACAAAAGCAGAAAACCUGAUCCCUGCCUCUGAUGUGUCAGCGGCUCUCUGUCUGCCAUUGGGGACGGGUGUGUAUUCCCUGGAGUCGCUGUCAGUGUGUGACUGCGGCUUUCAGACCAUCAGCUUAAUAGCAUUAGUGUUUUUUUUUUAUCUAAUCUACCUACACAAAGGUCAUUUUACCAUCUCUGUACCCUACCCGCAACACCCCCCACACUCUCAGUCCUUUGUUGCAUUAAUGUAUGUGUAUGGGAGGAGAAGACUGAGAGUGUAUAGUGGUAUGUAAUGGGAUCUGUUUUUGGACAAGAAUUUCUGAAGACAGCAAGAAAGGAAGACAGACGGACAGGCACAUCAAGCAGUAUUUUUAGAAAACCAGAUUCUCUCCUCCUUCCUUUUCCUCAUCGUGUCUUUGAAGUUUACAGUGUAGAGCAGACUGUUUGCCCAAGAAACGCAUUCUUCGAUGCUUCUCAGUCAACCUCUUCAGGUUAUUGGUCCCUCAUGGGAAGGAAGGAGGAAGAAAGGAAGUGGAAAGGGAAGGAUGCACUUUAAGGCACGGUGCAGCGGUCACUCAGGAAAGAGGGGAAAUGGGGACUGAUCCUCUUGUGACAUUUCUCAUCACUCUUUCCUCUUCUCUCGCUGAGUGAUGAGGUUCACAGGCUGUGCGUCGACGUCCCAGGAGAGUUAUAUGUGUCUUUGCGUUUGUGUAUGUGUACAGUAGUUGGGUUCUGGGUCAGUGAUUUACUAGGAGCGAGAGCAGCCGCCAUGGCGCUCUGUCUCCCUAAAGACCGAAGCUUCUGUCUGCACACACACCCACAAUGCCCUUCAAGGGCUGGUAAGAAGCAGGAAUUCCAAGCACAAGCGUGCAGCCACAGAAAAUGUGAGUUCUGUGCCUAUGGUUAUACUGGCAUAAGCGCAGUAAAUUUGUCAAGGCCUUUUAGGGAAAACCAAACUAUUCAUCAAGCAGGGAGAUUAACCCAGGUGUCAAAGUUCAGUAGACAGCUUUAAGAUUAGGAUACUGUUUGAUAUACACAAUGUGAUCUAAAAAAAGGAGUUUCAUUGACUGUAUCCUUAAAAUAUUCAGCAUUUGAGAGACUUAGGUUGUGUGUCCACUGAGUGCAUUUUUCACUCUGGCAGCUCCCACAGUCUCAGUUCAAGAGUGCUUCUAGCAUUCUAGCACACACCACUGCAAGAUAAUGUAAUGCUGGCUUCCACCAAUUGAUUUUCACAGUCCCAGACUACAAACUGAAAGUCUGAAGUAAAUCUAGGAGUUUUACUGGAGUCACAGCGGAGUCACGGUGCGCUUCCGUCAUCUCGUUUUGUUAAAUUGAAGGUGGUAAUCUGUGCUGUUUCAUAUCAGUCUUUUUCUAGUCGUGGGUAUGCAAUAAUAUCAAACGUGUGUGAUAUUAUCGCAAGUCGCAGUGACUUAACACAACCAACAACCAAUAGAUGAGCUCUAAUAAAAGUGGAAAAAGACACCUGACAGUCAAAACAAAAAGAAUAAGAAUGUAUGAAGAAUUGCCGGCGAUAAAAUGGCGAAAGUGGACAGUCCAGAAAGAGGAGCAGAUAGUGGAGCUGUGGGCAGGUCAGCCAAGGGUUUCCCCUACAUGUAAAAUGGCGCAUCGUCACGGUGAAAUAAAAUCCACCACACCUCAACAAUCAAGUUUUUUAUACAUGCCACCUCGGACUUAGUAUUUAUCAGUGAAUGCAGCACGCACGGUCUGCACUGCUGGGUGGGCAUGCUGAAUAUUAGCAUUGGCGAGUUUUGUGUUGUCAUAUGCGAACACACAGUUAAUUAAUGAGGACUUUUUUGAACUGUCAAAAAACGCUGAAACAAUAGUUCUAGUCUUGUAAAUAGGAACCAAGAUUUACAGUCUUUAUAAAUUCUCAGUCUGAGAUUAGGCUGUGACUAAAAACUCUAAACACAUGUCCGUAGAUGUGAGCAGGUGUGAGCUGAUAGUUUUCCAGGAGUCUUUUCCAAAUCUUUUCAGAAGUCCUUUGAUGUAUAGCUGGCAUAAGUUGUACUGCAGUGUCUCCUCCUCCCUCAGAUGUGACUAUUAAACUUGCUGUAAAUUCUCUUAAUGCUCCAUAUUUGCUUUUAUUUAAGAAAAUAUGACAAAGAAACUGUCAAAACUGUUAAAAGAAAAUGUGUUGUUGCAUCAGCAGCAGCGAUACACCAUAAAAUGGUCCCCUACAAAAAAGGGGAGGGGGGGUUAAUAAUGCAUAAUGAUGUUAAUAAAUGUAGUUGAAACUGAACAUGACAAAGAAUGAAUAUUUCUGCCGAAUCACAUCAGAACAUUAGACUUUUGUACUCUUUUUUUUUUUAAAAAAGGAUUGAGUUCUGUACUUGGUGUGAUCAAAGGUUUCGGGUAACACAAACACAAAAUUACAAAGCGGUGUACAUUAUCAGUCAUUAAUAAUCUGUGACAGGUCAGACCAAAGGCCAUUGUAUUGCGAUGAAAAGCCGUCUGCGUGCGUGUGUGUGCGCUGCAUUAUUCCCUCUUUUCCCCAGUGUGUUGUUCUCGGUUAUGGAACCCAUCAUUACCCAAUAUAACGAUCCUCUGGUGUCUUCUUCUCUUUUCUGGUGAGACAUCGUCUUUCUCAUCCUAGACAGCUCCAUCAAUCACUGCAUUGUACUUUUUGUCACACCUGAAAUGCGCACACACACAAACUUACAGUAAAGAGUGCAUAUAACCUCUAUGUAGCAAAAGAUAGGUUUCCCAUUGUUCUCUGUGCUUGUAAAUCACAGGGGAUGCAGGCGAGUUAAGGUGAGCAGAACAAAUACAUCAGCCAGCACGUAUACACAUUAAAAAAAGCACACACACACACACACAAACAGGCCCCCUCCUCUGCCUGUCAUGUAGUGAGGUUGUCGCUGCCUGUUAGGAACAAGGCAGGAGACACUGUCCGAGACCUCUGCUUUGUUGUCUUGAAACCGAUCCCUUCAAACAUACUCUAUGGCCACUCAGAGCCUCUCAGCACAAACAAAAGCUCUUUGGGCGGACCGGAGGAGAGAAAAAGAGUAACUCUAGCACCACACUAUAGCUACCUGUCUUUUUCUGAAGUACCUACCUGCAUGAGAAGAUAAAGGAUAAAAGACACAAGGCACAAUGGAAGAAAAUGUCAAGGACCGGGAGGGAGGAAACACUCCAUAACUGGAGUGCCCAUUUAGCACAGGAAGAGGCUGGUAAAGGGGGGUAAGACAGGGCAAGAACAGAAGAGGGAGAAAGCCUACAGAGGGUGUGUUGUCAAUCUGAGAGAGCCCAAAGAGUACAGACGACUAAAGGUGAAGGUUCAGACAGUGGUCAGGAGUUAAAUUUCUACAAAAGCGAAGAUAUUCAAUGAUAUCAGUCAGGUUUGGUUCUUGAUCAAGGAGGGUGUGCUGCUGAAAGUUCACUUUGAUAAAACAGAAGGAUCACAUACACACACACACUGUGAAGUUUAUGCAGUCAAGUAAGAUUUAAUCUCAUUCUGUGGGACAAGUUUGGAUUUGUCAGUCCUGGCUUGACUGAAAAAAUGCACGAUGCAUAUACACAAAGGGCUUUUUCAUCACUUAAGAUUAAUGGCUUUUGAAAAAAGAAGUGUUUGACUCAAGGAAAAGUUUUCUGGUUUUACUUGGAACAAAUGUUCUGCAUUAUUCUGUGUAUCUAAGUCCUCGGAGAGCGGGACGUCCGUGUUGUUCUUGCUUUGUUCCUAUAGAAGAGAGCUUGUUGUUGCACUGUUUAAUGUCCAACUGCGGGGACAGGAAUGUGCUCCUUGAUUUCGCCAAGCACAAAGGACCUGGCAUCAGUGCAAAAUUGCAAGUGCGCAUGGUUCUACUGCUCUCUGAGCAGGAAUAUUUGCGCAGAUUGAGAGAAUAGAAACCAGCUUGCUCUCCAGUCAAAACAAACAAAUUCCAGCAGGGGGACAGGCUUAAUUACUGCGCUGAUUCCCUCUCUGACACAGACACACAGUGAGAUUGAGGAGAAAUAUACGCUGACACACACAAAAACACACACUUACACGCACCUUCCCUGUGGAGUCUGUAAGCUCCAUGACAUGUUUUCCUACUCAGCAGCAUCUUCCUCAGGCCUCUAAUAAAACAGAGAUCAAAGCAAGCCAGGCAAACCUGUCAUCACACAAACACACACACUAAUAAUUUGUGCUGCCUUUUUGUGUCUCUCUCUUCAUAUGUGUACAAUCUUACGAUUACAUGACUCAUUGUCCUUUCUGUUGUAAUGUGUUUAUUAGCCUCACAUUAACUCCUUUGGAUGAACAAUAAUAGCAUGUUUGGUUGCGUUCUGCCUGUUGAUGACCACUUGAGUUUGUCUUUUGUCUGAGUGUUGACAUCCUGUAACAGUGGUGAUUUACACAGACUCUGUCCGUACGGCUCCUGAAGACGAUAAAUAGUGUAAGCCGCUCACGGUUUAACAAGGCUCAUCGGAUUUAAAGGGUUUUAUAUUUGAGCCUGAGGUCGAUUGAGUUUUUCAUCACUUUGGAAAGAGAUAUGCUUUCUUUGUUGGUGUCUACAGUUUUCUUGGUGUAAUAUAAGUAGAGUUAAAGUUCCAAGACAGAUAACUCAUGUCAUCCAACACAAACAUUGAUUUUUUUACACGCAGUUGGCUGUGAAGGAGCUUUUUCAGCACUUCACUCCUCCUGGGACAACAAAAUGACCCUUUUCCACCCCUGAAAGUGCAACACUGACAUAUCAUGCUUUUGACAAAUCCACGGUCAGAUUUAUGGAGCCUGUGAUGUUAGCACACCAGGACCCUGUGAUACUUCAUGUGACAGAGCAGUGUGAGAGCGAAUGUUCACCGGUCUUAGCAUGUUUUCCUUUGCAGCUGAGGAGUCAGCAGCUGGGAGUCAUCUCUGCUUGUUGUGUUCCUCUGAACCCCUCUCUCUCUCUCUCUCUCCCUCAGUCUCUCUCCCUCUCUCGCCCUGAAAAAGCUUGAAUACAGACUCGUAAGUGGACUAUGAAAUCCUAGCAGCCUGCACAGAUCUGAGGCUCAAGCUUUUAAUAAAGGACAGCUACAGAAGAUGAGCAGGGUUCAAUUGCUUUCAAAAAAACACAGAGUAUUUGUAGAAUGCUUUGUUGUCAUAAAUACACCCCCUCCUUCACUUGUGAGGGAAAAGAGCGAGAACAGGCCGGCUGUCGUUUGCACACUCUGCAUGAGUUUGUUUGUGUGCGAUAGAGACGGAUGAAAAGCCACAUUUUUGUGAAGCGUUGUAUUUUUAUCCUCUGUUUGAGGAAUUCUUCUUGAAGCCCAAAGUUAUUCUUCAUUUGCUGAAACUUAACUUUGCGUAGAGUGUUGCUAAUCUAAAUCUGAUAGUUUUCCAGGGUAGGGGCUUGGCAGACCCUAAUAGCUCCAGAGUUCUGGGUCUGUAGGGGUCAUUGCACUGAAAACAAACUCAACAAUAGCUGAGGAACAGCUGAAGAGAAAAUGUUAAACUUGCUCUAAUACAGAGCUCAGAGACAAGGGGAUGUUCUGGCUGUGUCAUACUGCCACUCUGAUAAUGUGUCAUCAUAUUUUCUCAAUUUCUUUAGUGCACUAUAUGUCCCACCGGGGAAGCUGCAGAUGCAUAUUUGAAAAGUGACAGAAGUAGACAAAUACAAAACUAGAGCGUGAGAAAGAGAUGCUGCACUUAGGAGAGUUAUUCCAAAAUUGGAUAAAUGUGAGCAGAGGAGGUUUCAUACGCUGCAGGAUGAUCUCACAGGCGCUUUGUUUGAAGUACUCUGAGGCCUGAAGUACGGGCCGUUCAUUUAAUCAGCGUUCACUCCAGCCCAAAGGGGUUGGUGCUCCCUGUCCAUGCAUACAUACUCCCCUUCAUUUCUGAUCCCCCUGCAAACACAUCUCUGUCUAAACUUAACCGACAAACAAACACUGUACAGCCUCUCAUAAAUCAAGUGCUAUAUGUGUAAGGCUCGAUUUCCUGAUUGUGUGUUUGGAGUGAAAACAAGCAGUCUGACUUUAUCAACAGAUCAGUUAAUAACCAAGCGGGUCCUGUUGAUUGCACCCCCACCCCAUCCCCUUGAUUUCACAAGUCACACACACAUUCAUGCACACUGUACUCAUGCAGUGCAUCACACACACUGCUACAAUGGAUGGUUCCGCCUUGUUUGCAGACUUCGUAGCUUCACAGUGAUGGGUGGUACAUUAGUCCUGCUAAACCAUGUCAGAAACAAUCAAAGAGUGUCAGUAGAUCAAGAUGAUCGCUGCUCCGCGCCACACUCAGCUGGUCUCAUGUUUCAGCACUGAUGAAAACACAUCCCCUCAUAAUGUGAUCUAAUUCUUCCUCCUCUCCUCCCUGAUCUAUCCAUCUGCUCACUGUCUCACUGUAACACUCCCUGUAUCCUCGCUUUAAUCAUGGAGAUACUGUUUGUGUGGUCACAUUUAGGUCAAACUUCUUCAUGUUAUUUUGCACAACUUCUCACCUUUUUGUCUUUUGUUUGUUCCUUUUUGUCUUUUGUUUGUUUCUCCUCCAUCGUUUUCUCCCUGUAGGAGAUGUCCCUUGUGGGUCCAGAAUCUCCAUCUGAACAGGCAAGAAGGGUCUUCCAGUCAUUUGAUCCAGAAGGUAAGGAGUCAGACCACUGAGUUCUUGUCUUGUAUGAGGUAUACAUGUUUGUUGGGUUGCUAAUUCGUCAUGUCUCACCCCCUCACACCUGUUUUCAAAGAACUUCAUACUAAAUGUACUCAUUAUUAGAGCAGGUUCAUGAACGUCCUGGCACACAGAUGUACCUAAAGUCUCACUUUGACACAAAAAUACACACACAGAGAACAAUAUCCGGGGCUGUUGUUUUUUUUUUUCUGUCUUCCUGCUCAAACACACACAUUCAUAACCUCCUCUUCCCUCUCAGAUUCCUCUCUCAUGCCUCCAUUAUUUUCUUCUGCAGGCAGAUCUAGCGUCUGUUUUCUCCUCUCUCAUCUUCUCUGUUGUUGUUUAAGUUGGUGAGAUCAGCUCCUCUUACAGCUGAGUCAACUAUCACUCUCCUUCCCGCCCUUCCUUAUUUCACUAAAUCUUUCUAGUCCUUUCCAGGUGAGUGGGGUAAAAGGCAAGUGGAAGGAUACAGAAGCCAUGUUUACAUGGGCAACAUUUCUUGAUCGGAUUAAAAAUUUGAGCGAUCGAAUUAUCUGAAUCCACUGUCUAUACAGGUGCAAAAUCCAAUCAUGACGUGCGUUUACAUGCAUCAAGCCUUAUUCCGAUUAGAGGCAUUUGAACAUGCGCAGAGUUGUUUGAUUUCAUUACAACAACCGCGGAAGAAGGGUUUUAUUUACAUCUGUGCGGUCAACAAACCAACAAACGUGGUAGUGGCUCACUCCAUCCAACUCAGGAGUUUUCCCCCUGUUAAAUGUUGUCACUAGAUGGCGCCCUCGCGUACUUACUUUACUGUUCUGUCAAAGAUUGCACUGUGUGCGCAGGUGUGACAUCAUUACGCUGUAUGUACGCCUUGUUAUGUUAUUGGAGGAGCAGACACAAUGGCACCCGCGGUUGUGUUUUAUGCCAGAAUGUUAAUAAUGAAACCUCAUCUACUGGCCUCAAUAACUAAGCCAAAGGCUAAAGAGUGAAGAUCGAGUCAGGUAAGAGAGUCACGAUCGGAAUAAGUGUUAACAUGGACGUGUUUCGGAUUAACAAUCGGCAUAAACCACCCUUCUUGAUCGAAAUACAAUUUCUUUCCGAUUGAGCCGAAUUGGAUCAGAAUCUUCUGAUCACAUGUUUACAUGACGCGUUUUAUUCCGAUCUGGCUUUUAUUCCAAUUAUUCGUGCCCAUGUAAACGCAGCUGGAGAGAGAGGCACAGUGACAGUAAUCACUUUAAAAGAAGACAGUACUCCUGUCAGACUUGCAGGAAGUCUUCGAGAUCAUUUCUGUCAACUCCAGAUUAAAGCCCUAAAUGUUUGUGUGUGUGUUCAUUAAACGCUUACACAGAUGGGAAGACAGUUGAAAUAAAACAUUUCAUUGCGGCAUCUGUUGUGUUUUGUUGUGGUGUGGAGACGAGAGAAAAGGAAGAGGGAAGCCAUUAAUGACAAGAGCAUGCACACUCUCAGUUAUCCAUGUUGCAGGAGACCUCAGCUGAGUAUCAGACGAAAUCACUCAUAACAUGUUUCUUAAAUGAAAGCUGCUGCUCUCUCUCUCUUUCAGUUAACAUUAUUUCUUUGAAUCUAGCUUGUAGGGACAUGUUUUUUUUAUCUGUGCAGAUCUUCAGAUGUUGUGCAAUAAGAUUUGAUGGUAAGAUUAAUCGCCCCGGCAUGGGCGAGCUACAUGAAUGGAAAAUACUGUAUGUUAAUUUAACCGUAUUUCUUUUUUUGUCUUGUUUUCAUCUGUUGUUCCUGACGCACCGAACGCCACACAUUCUCGAAUCCUGCUACAACAUUCUGUCAGCCAUAUGGUCUUUUCAACGUACACAAACACACUUACUUAAAGGUCCACGUAUAGAGGAUGUCCUUUGUGCGUCCAUAUUCACACUCUGCAGUGUAUACACACAUGCCAAAGCCAGCAGCACUGUUGAGUGCUGUGUAAAAAGGCCAUAAAUCUGUCUGUGUCAUAUGUAGAGUCAGCACAGCUCCCUGUGUUGUGGAAUAAGGGCGCCAGACACAUUCACACACACUGCACUGACUCACCAGACAAACACACAGCAGCCCACGGUCUCACAUUGUUCUUCAAUAUUUGGUGUUUGUCAUUGUCCUUGUGCAGAGCGCGUGUGUGUGUGUGUGUGUGUUUGUCUGCGUCUUCGCUGUAAAACUCUCAGUUGUCACUUUGAAAGGAUAGCAUCUGGCACUGAAAAAGAUCGAGCCGCUUCAGAGCAGACGAGCAUUCGGCUGAUCUCCACAACACACAAGGGGUUCGAGCGUGUAUCUAAACAACAGGCCACACAGGAACACAUGCUGAUGUUUAAGUGAGACAAAACCAAAGAGCCCGGACACACACACAGACAUAAUCUUUUAGGGGUAAAAACACGUGUUAGCGUUUAAAGCUUCUCCAUCUCAGGUAAAGCAAUCAUCACUGCCAUGGAAUGUAGGUCAGAGAGACAGGACAAGGUGUUUGUGAGCGUGUGUGUAUCUGUGUGUGGUUUUAAAGUUUCUUUUGGAGUUGUGUGAGAUGAGCUCAUUCCCCAGGGCGUGUGAUGUAAAUAUUGCUCGUGCCACAUGUGCGUAGGUGAAGGUUUCCCCUCGUUUUCAGCUGAAGCCUGUAUUUUAUGUUCUGUCCAGUGUCAGCCAGUCCUUCAGUCUCUCUCCCUCUCUCUCUCUCUCUCUCUCUCUCUCUCUCUCUCUCUCUCUCUCUCUCUCUCUCUUUUCAGAUAAUGGCUUCAUCGCAGAGUCUCUGCUAGAGGAUGUGAUGAAAGCCCUUGACCUUGUCUCAGAGCCCGAGUAGUAAGUGCUUGCAUGUUCGAAUCUUUGUGUUUGUAUUUCUGUGUGUGUGUGUGUGUGUGUGUGUGUGUGUGUGUGUGUGUGUGUGUGUGUGUGUGUGUGUGUGUGUGUGUGUGUGUGUGUGUGAGAGCAGCACCUGUAGUGCUUCUAAAGUUCUCACUCCUAAGUCACGGCCAGGCCAGGUCAGCGGCCCUGCGCUCAGGUUUCACUGCCAGGCUACUAUAAAGCAAGACCAGAGCUAACCCGCUAUAAAAGCCGAGGGAGAAAGAAUGAAAGAAAGAGAGAAAUCCAGAAAACAGAGGCUUAGAGGGAGAUCAUUAACAGCAGGAAGAAAGAGUGAGAGAGGGAGGAAACGCUUUAAAGUGCCGCUUCAAACAGAAGCACGUUCUCUUCGGAGAAACAAUAAGCCCAAACGCUGCAGCUCGGGCCUGGCCGAGUAACUGGACCACUGAUCUGCUCUGCAGAUCCCCAGAUGGCAGAUACAUCACAACACAACACAGCAAACCUGUGGGAAAUGUCCCAGAACAAACAAGUGAGCCUCAUUCCUUACCACACAAUGAGAGAGUUAUUACAGGGAUUCCACCUUGGAGAAAAAAAAAGAAAUGGCUUUUAAUGCUUAGAAAUAACUCAAGCCUGUUCAGACAGACCUCAUGGACAGUACAGGUAGACUGAUUGAAACAGUAUUUGUGGUGUUUUAAUGGAAAAAUGUUCCUCCAUCAUCAUUCAGUCCAUUUUGAAAAGAUGAGGUUCUGUUGUCUUCCAGUGCUUUUAGUGCUAAACCUGCAUUAACCUCACCAACAGAUCACAACCAUAAAGAUUUGAACAAAACAAUUGGUGCCUUUCUCUAACUGUCUACAAAGAAAGCAGAGGAUUUGCUCUCUGUCUCUUUAAGGGAUUCAGAUUGUUGCUUAAUUUCACUUAAGCAGGCUGACUGUCAGCUCUGUGCGCCACCCUGCUGCUACCGCUACAGGCUACUCGUACAAAUCCUCAGAUGAAGAAACAAUAAUUCCACCGAGUCUUGGUAUGAACCUUGUUUCCCUCCUUGCUUGGUCCGAUUGCCCUUUUAAGGCAAUCUAACCAGAUUUUUUUUUUAUCGUGGUAGAAUUAUGAUAACACUGAUCUAACAUGUAGGAAUGUCUGGAAAGAGGUAUAUUUAGUUGGACUCUGGUAUUCAUGAAAACAUGCACGCACUCACCAAAACACACACCAUAAGUUCAGACUAGGCGAUAAGGUGGUUGUAAAUUUGACUCUGGUUUCAUGCACCAAAAAUCCCAUUCAGCAUAUCUUGACUUGAUCGAAAGCCUCCUCAGAGCCCCCUCUUUCUCAUUUUUGACCUGCAUGUUUCUCUCUUUCUCAUCUUUUCUUUCUUUCUUGUAUUUCUCUCUGUGGAUUUUGGAUCUGGUUUCCUCGACUGACUUUUUUAUCUACUUCCUUACUAUCUCUGUUUCUGCGUCUGCGUCUUCUCAGUGUCAGUCUGGUGAAAAGUAAGCUGGAUCCUGAGAGUUUGGGCAUAAUUCUCCUGGGUCCAUUCCUGCUGGAGUUUUUUCCUGAUCAGGUAUGUGUGUCAAAGUGUGCAGAAGUAGCCACCUCCACUUUUAUGAUUCUCAAAGAGUUUGUUUCUGACAGUAUCCCACUUAGAGACCACGGACACUAUGAGUGGCACUGAUGUCUAUUUCCAGCAUGUGUGCAGCACCGUUUUAGUCAAUUGAGUUUUUAAUGCCAGAAACAUUCCUGUGGUGUCUCAUGUGAAUCUGUAUGCGUGUGUGUUCACUAUCAUCUGACGCUGCUUUGCCGAGAAGCUCAGAGAGAGCGGUAAGGAGCCCUUUAUUAUUAGGCAGGGCGAGCGAGGAAGACAAGAGAGGGAGAGAGAUAGAGAGGAACUGUGUUAAAGUGAUCAGGGCUUUAGGGACUCAGUAGAGGAAUGGUCCUGAGCCGCAGAGAAAUUAUACAACCAUUAGCCAACUGGACACACACACACUCAGACACACGUGGGAUCGGGGUUAGGGUUAGGGUUUCAUCUAUCAGCACAUAAACACGAGAAGCUGGACACCCUUGCAGACAACACACCCUAUUAGCAUUCUGCACCUUUAAACCAAAGCCAUAGGAAGUGUUUUGGCUCAAUGUCAUUCUUGGGGCGGCUUUUUAGUAGUGUUGGCUGUUUCUUAAUAAUUGGAGUUGGGUUUCAGCUCUCUGUUAAACACUCACACAUCUUUAACUUUGAGCAUGUCUGAUUUUUACACAAAGCUUUGGUUGUAGGCUGAUAGGUGUUGGUUUGAGCUCAAAAAUGUUCUGCCUCUGAGGGUCUUUACCUCCGUUUCUUUUCCCUUAGACUCUGGAACAGCGGUGCAUGUUUUCACUCCCCUCCCUGCUUGUUUUUUAGGACUCAGGAAUCCCAGACUCAUUUCCCAUCUACCACUACAACGGGCUAAAACAGUCCAACCACAACGAGAGGGUAAGAUACUUUUCAUGUGCAGGUUUUUUAACGACGGUGGUUCCUUUUCAUAGUCCCCCUGUCCUUCUGCUUAUUACUUCUUUUCUUUUCCUGCCAUCACUCUUUCACACUCUCACAUAGACACACACAUUCGGCGGGCCACUCCAGAAUAAACAGUAGCUAUUGCGAGCCUAAUAGCAUGUCCAUCCAUCCAAAAACCUCUGGCUUAGCCUCCUAUUUCUCCAAGUGGUUUCAACACAGAGGCCACUGUCAGCAGCCUAGUGGUGAUAAAUGGUCAAACACAGGCCUAUUAAGCAGGCUUAGAGUGAUGGAUGAUUGUCACUGGAAGUAGUCAGUGGCGAAAAUCUGCUACUCAGGAAUAUCACUUUCUUCAUCUGUCAAUUAUGUCUCGUCUGGGAAGGAGCGGUUUUCCACAGCGUUACCUGAAAGAGCAGGAAUGGUACCACAUGUGUGCCCACACAAAAAAGCACACACAUAGUGCAUACACACAUGCACAUGGCUGCCUGUAAGGUUGUGAUGGCAUUUCCAUUCCCACAACUCCAGAUGGGAAAAGCAGACCUGCAGUCUACAUGUCUCUGAAGCUGGUAUAUAGGCUAAGCACACUUGUGUAUAGGGGUGUCCCGAUACAACUUUUUGACUUCCGAUAAGAUACCAAUAUUGCAGCCUUCGAUAUUGACAGAUACAAAUAUUGAUCCGGUAUUGGCAAAAAAUUGUGCAUGACAAGUUUUUCACUCAGCUGCAAUGUCUUUUUCAGACUUAAAAAAAAAUACUGCCACAAGGCCAACACCACUCCUACUCCUUGCUUCUUUGUUAGUACCUUAGUACACACUGUUGUUGUGAUUUUGUAUGUUCAGCUUGCUGGAUCAGGGCGCUGCUGGAUAGAGGUGCCAGAGCAGAGUCUGGAAUGGACUGCUUGUAUUGGAGUGCUGAUAUCAGAGAUUUUAGAUGCAGGCCAAUAUAACCCGAUAUUUGGUUGGUUUUUUUUUGCUGAUAUCGGACCAAUAUCUGAUAUCAAUAUCGUAUCGGGACACCCCUACUUGUGUAUGUUAUUUACUUGCACACAUCUCUUGCACAUCUGUCCAGAUGGUUUCAAAAGACUUGUUUGAAAGAGUUGAAAUCUGUCAUACAUGGAAGAAAUUGUAUUAUUAGCAUCUGGGAAACCCUGAAUGAACUGUAUAUCAACCUGUGUCUGUGUGUUCUCAGGUGGAAUAUGUAGAAGGAACAGCUUUGGUGCUAGGUUUUGAGGACCCGAUGGUGCGGACGGACGACACUCCUGUUAAACGCUGCCUACAGACCAAGUGGCCCUACAUCGAGCUGCUGUGGACCACCGACCGCUCCCCGUCACUGAAUUAGUACUAACACAGUCUUUGUGUGUGUGUCUGUGGAUGUGGAUGGACCACUUCUACUCCACACUGACACACUUCUUCUCUCCAGCUUCCUAUCUGCACACUGACCCUGUAAGGUCAGCAGAAUGCAACAACUGACACACGUACGACAAAGAGAAAAACACAAACGCACACGAGAGACUGGAACAAACACAUUUACAGACUAAACUUUAAUGCCUGAGAUCCAUUCUGUCAUCCUCGCUCACACAUUCCAUCACUACAGCUUGUAAACGACACACAGGAUGUUGAUGAUGACUAUUUAAAGACAAAAAAGCUGAACAUGACUGUUUAAUUUCACAGCUCGGCUCCAUCCUGACUGCUCUGCUACAGUUAGGCGGCAGACAGCUGAAAAAGACACUGUUAAGAGAGCAAAACUGGUUUGGUUCAGCGUCUCGAGUAUUAACCACAUGUACAGCCAGUCGACUGUGAAACACUUCUUUUAAUCCAGCUAUAGGACUGUUUGAGGGAAAACCUACCAAAGCCUUCCACAUACAAGAACACAGACUAAAACACAUCCUUUCACACACACAUACACACACACUGCUAAGUGUUUACAGCGUAAAGGGACCAACACAACGCACAGAGAGCUGAAGAUGUGAAAAGAAGGAUUUACAGUUGGUAAUGGCGCUCUUUAUGUGUGUGCGUGCUUUGUGCACCACAUUGGGAAGUUGGGUAAAUGCUCAUGUAUUUAUUCUCACACUGAAAGGCUCUGGAAUAAACACUUUUUUGUUGAAAUGCUGUGCUGCUUGGCAGAUUUAAAAUCAUACAUGUCCUA
This is a messenger RNA of Xyrichtys novacula (pearly razorfish), 21692 nucleotides long. NCBI's taxonomy places the organism in Eukaryota, Metazoa, Chordata, Actinopteri, Labriformes, Labridae. The record is from the annotation of a GenBank genome assembly.